This is a messenger RNA of Brassica rapa (field mustard), 2545 nucleotides long. RefSeq names its product sufE-like protein 2, chloroplastic. Lineage: Eukaryota; Viridiplantae; Streptophyta; Magnoliopsida; Brassicales; Brassicaceae. The record is from RefSeq and is a predicted model, not a curated record.
UUGAACAUUCUAGAUUGAACCUUGAUCACCUUAUAUCAAUUAUCAUUGCCCAUGGAUCAAUCCUUAGCAUUUGAAAGUUCUUGCACUUAUUUCUUGAUUGGAUUUGAGAUCACCUUGUUUAUAUUUCUAGGAUAUUAGCUUGUUACAAAUCAUCCAUCUUCUUGUUUGCUUAGAUUAGGAAAGUUUGUGUAUUCUUGGUGUUAUAGAUCACUAGUUCCUUGUGGAUUCGAUCCUAAAAUGCUACAAUGACAUACCAUUCGAUUGUGGUAUUGAUGGCACAUUAGGUUAAUUGGUGUGUGCUUAAACGCGUAAUCAGUUUCCUUUAUGCUUGGCUGAGGUGGCAUCUGUGGCGUACCAGUCGCUAACCUGGAUGUUGGCCCUAUCUUUUUCGCUCUCUGGUAUGGGCAACUGCUCUGUUUCAGGUUGCGCCUUCUCUCUGGUUUCGUUUUACUGCAGGUCUUAAGUGAAGCUUGAGUGCUGGGAAGCUUCAGAACUAUCUAUCCGGUUUUCGGAUACAACUGCAGCCAAGAUUUCCAUGAGCUUGUAGUGGUCAAUAGGUUCCAGAUUUUCUUGUGGACCGCUGCCGUUAGACCGCAGCAUCCCGGUUCUAUUGUUCCGGUCGCUUGACCAUGAUAUGGUAGCUUUGGUAUUUUUCUUUUCGCUUUCAGGGUUGUUGACCUGUCGAUUGUUGUUGCGGCUAUCUUUUUUUCCGUUGUUUUAGCUUUAGUUGUCUUGGUAGUGUCGAGUUGGGUUACUCGUACACGGUUCGGAUCAUGAAUUUGAAUGUCUUAAAAUCUCGUUAGGUUCGUGUCAUGAAGCGUCGUCGGUCUUUGUUGGGUUCGUGCUAAGAUAGGUGUUGUCAGUCUCUGCUGAGUUCGGGUGAUGAGUCUUUUCAGUCUCUAGACUUGAUUGUACUUAAAGCAUCGUCGGGAGCCAUACCUUGAAAUGUCGUCAGGAGUCUAGGAUUCAUGUGAAUUGGCGUCGUUAGAGUUAUUAUUCACUUUGGUGUGAUGGUUGUAGAUCAGAUAUUUUAGCACUAAAAUUAUUCCUCCAAUUGUUAGUUCUAAUGUAUUGUUCUUUAAGUCUUUUUCUAUUUUUUUGGACUUAAACAACUUGUAAUCUUGUAUGAUUUUCAUCCUUAAUGAAUAUUUAUUUUUUUAGCAAAAAAAAACUAAAAAGAGAAAUCCAUACAGUUUUGGCGCGUUAUGGAAAGCUCUAUACUUUUGUAAACACCACCUCUCUGCGAUGAGUUUUUGAAAUAAGUUUCUAGAAGAAUUAUGCCAAUUAUUGCCAAAAAAACGUCACUAUUUUGCAUUUUUUUUGUCGUCAAAGUAGAAUUGAGGCUUAAAAAAGUAGUGUAUUUAAUUGGUUCACUAUUACUCCAUUUAUAACACAUUUAGAAACAAAUAAAAUAAUAACAGAGAACACUAGUUUUGGCGCAUUCUAUAGAAAAAAAAAAAACUCCAUACUCUCUAAUCUUUAUCCUGUCUCCGUCGCGUAGUUCAAAAAGAUUUCCUCUGAUCAUCUUUAAGUAUCUCUCUCCCUCCCCCUCAUCUUUUCCUAACUCUUGCCUUCCAUCUUUUCUCGAUCCCUCCUGUCACGGAACAUGAACACUUCAUCGCCGUUGAAAGUCUUUGCUUCUCCUCCUCUCAUUUCUACUCCAAGAACAACUUUAAAAGCUUCCUCUGCCCCUAAAUCUUCUCCUAAACUCCCUAAAAGAAUCAGAUGCAUGCAAGAUUCUAACAUCAAUCUUAACUUCGGUUACAAAUCGAAACCAAACCACGAGUUUCCCGUUUCUUUCGCGACGGCUUCCGUUGAAGCACCCCUGGCAACAACAACAAGAACAACAUCGGCCGACGACAAGCUUCGUCUCCUUGUAUCCGAGUUCCGGUCCUUAACCGAACCAAUCGACCGAGUCAAACGUCUCUUGAACUACGCGAUGGAUCUAGCUCCACUCGACGACUCGGCUCGUGUCCCGGAGAACAGAGUCCCGGGAUGCACGACUCAGGUAUGGUUAGACAUCAAGAUGGACGAGUUAGGUAGGAUGAGGUUUAGAGCAGACAGCGAUUCAGAGAUCUCGAAAGGGUUCUGUUCUUGUCUUAUCUGGAUCCUCGACGGUGCUAAACCAGAGGAAGUGAUGAACGUGAGAGGCGAGGACUUGGCGGAGAUGAACGUCGGUGUUCACGGUAAGACUCAAUCACGGGUUAACACGUGGCACAACGUGUUGAUGAGUAUGCAAAAACGGACUAUGGCUCUUGUUGUUGAUGCUGACGUGGGGCACUCAGGAAGAGGCAGAGCACCACCCCAUCAGCAUGAUCUUUUGUUUGGUUAUGCUAAUGGAAGAAGUUACAUGGAAUCUUCCGAGGGUCAGCAUGAUUAUUCCAUUUCGCUUCUUCCUUUGUAUUAUGAUUUCACUAUAUGAAUGUUUUGGUGUUUUCUGUUGAUUGUUGUAAAGCCUUCUGAAACAUAAAUUAAAAGUUUGUGUUUCUGUAUUCUGUAAAUUUUAAUUUUAGUUAUCUAUAUGCAUAUACCAAAGUAUUACGAA